This is a messenger RNA of Ricinus communis (castor bean), 1568 nucleotides long. Its product is annotated as protein ABCI12, chloroplastic. Gene Ontology annotation, cellular component: chloroplast. The transcript is spliced from 8 exons. The record is from RefSeq and is a predicted model, not a curated record. Lineage: Eukaryota; Viridiplantae; Streptophyta; Magnoliopsida; Malpighiales; Euphorbiaceae. Bases 20 to 1243 code for a protein of 407 amino acids.
UCGUUUGUAUCAAUCUGUUAUGUCGUUUAAACUAAGAUUUACAGUCAAAGUAGCUUCUCAUCUUUCCGAUUCUUUCUCUCAAACUAACACUGAGCAAAUGAACUCCACACAGAAUACAAUCCUAACCAUCAUUUCUCCUAAAUUUCAAAUUUCUGGUUACACUCAAAUUCACUCUAGAUUGCAUCUAAACCCUAAAUGUACUCCUCCCCUUUAUAAAACCCCUAAAAGAUUCAAGUUAAGGAGCUUCAAAAUCAAAGCUUUAGUGGAAAAUACUGGUGAAACGGGGAACUGGGUUAACCGGUUACCGACCGGAGCUUUGGCUGCUGACAAGAUUUUUAGACUGAUUUCAGGUGCCACCGCUAGUCCCAUUGGCCAGUUCAUAUCUUCUCCCACAACUUUCUUGCACUCUGUUGACCCUAGAAUUAAAUUGGUGUGGCUUUUGGUUUUAGUUGUUUUGCCAGCAAGGUCAUAUAUAGUUAUGCGUUUUGGAUUGGUUGUUUACAUUGCUCUUUUGUCAAUUUGGAUUCUCCCAAGGCAAGUUUGGAUGGAUCAAUUGGGAAGAGUAUCAUUGCUUUCUGGAAUUUUGUUCAUAAUGUUGGGGCUGGGUUCAGAUAGUGCACCUGCACUUGUCCAGUCAAGAACUCCGCCACCUGCAAUGAUGGGUUUACCAAAUGUUCCUGCAUCUUUGGGAGGUUAUUCAUAUUUAAUCAUGAAGCUUGGACCGUUACAGUUCACAAGGAAGGGCUUAUCAGUAGCAAGCACAGCUGCAUGCUUAAGCUUUAUUAUUUUCCAAAGUGCAAGCCUCUGCCUGGCAACCACAACUCCGGAGCAAUUGGCAUUUUCUUUGCGGUGGUUCAUGCUACCUUUGAGAUAUAUAGGUGUACCAGUGGCCGAAAUUGUUCUUAGCCUCUUGCUUUCUUUGAGGUUCAUCAGUCUAGUGUUUGAUGAGGUCCGGAAUGUUGCACUAGGGAUUGUAUCUCGGAGGAUAAAUUGGCAGCAACUAACAAUCAUGGAGACAAUUGAUAUUUUUGCUUCCUAUAUACGUCGGAUCUUCAAGAAUAUUUUUAACCAUGCAGAGCAGAUAUCUCAGGCCAUGAUUGUGCGAGGUUUUAGAGGGGACAGCAACUCUCAUAAAAUCUACUUCUUAGCGGAAUCAUCAUUUGGCAUGGCAGAUUUUGUUUCCUUAUUGUGCCUGGUCGGUGUUGUGGGCGGCGCUUUCCUAUCCGAUUAUUUCCUUGUCUGAGUGCCAUUUCCACUUUUGCUUUGGUCAAGAUUUGCAAUAAUUCAUCAAUGCUGUUACAGAUUCAGCUGCUUGUUAGAGAGACAUUCUUAACAUGCACAAUUUACUGAAGUUAAUGCAUUCUCAACUAUAGUCAUUUGUCAAUAAGUUGUAGUUUACUGGUUUAGCACAUGUGUGGAUCAAACCAGGGUGGAAUGGCACAGAAGAAAAUCAAGCAAGCAAUUCCCACUUAUGUGGCUGAAACAUACGUUUGUAUAUAUGUUUCGUGAUUAAAGUUGUAUCAUCUUAUUAAUUUGAUUUGAUAAUAAUAGCUUUUUCUUAAUAUAAA